AUGGCCAACGAUGGCCGCGGCGGUGAGGUGGCAGUUGUCAACCUCCGCCAUCAAGUGGUCGUCGAUGUAAGAUUGCCACGACAUCGUUUGAGGGUCAAAAAUUCCCAAAGCAGUGUGUGUGACGAUCAAGUCUCGCGCGGACAUCCUGGAGGCCUGGCCAUUUGUGGGCAGACUGAUGGUGCGAUAGCCGAGCUUCGCGCGGAUAGCCUGGAGAUGAAGGACUUGCCUCUGGUGGAAAGCCAGAAGGUGUCUCGCAUGGUCAGCCUGGAGAUGAAGGCCUGGCCUCUUGUGGGAAGCUUAACAGUGGGAUGUCGGGUCACAAGCGGACAACUUGGAGAUGAAGAUCUGGCCUCUUGUGGGAAGUUUGGUAGUUUGAUGGCCGGGUCGCAUGCAGACAACUUGGAGAUGAAGGUCUGUCCUCUUGUGGGCUGCAUGAUAGUGUGA
Striga asiatica is the source of this 444-nucleotide messenger RNA. The record is from the annotation of a GenBank genome assembly. Lineage: Eukaryota; Viridiplantae; Streptophyta; Magnoliopsida; Lamiales; Orobanchaceae.